AUGAAUUUUGAAAAAAUUCAGUUUUUAAAAAGUUUUGACCUUCAUCCGUCUGAACAAUUAACAAAUGAAACUCCUAUGAGUAUCUACGUUGAACCCAUUGUUCUCUUGGAAAGACUGAAUUUGCCAUUGAACAAAAUUUGCAAAAUUAUCAGAGAACCAUCGUCAUCAUCAAUACCCUCUCCAUCAAUACCCUCUCCAUCAAUACCCUCUCCAUCAGCAUCAGCAUCAGCAUCAACAUCAACAUCAACAUCAACAUUACCAUCAUUAUCAUUACAGCCAACAUCAAAUACUGAUUGCCAAAAAAAUAUUUAUCAUGCACCCACCAAACUUUUUUAUGCAAUAUUUUCAUUUGGUAACCAAAUAAGUUUGGAAAAAUAUAAGACUGUUUUAAAUGAAAACAUUAUAUGUGAAAAUCACCUUUAUAAGUGUAUUUUACAUAAUGGCAGUUGCCACGAAAAGACGGGGAAAAGUUCCCAUAGGAAAAUUAAAAAAGGCCAGCAAGAAAUUUUGGACGAAAUGGAGAUUGAUGAUCAUGUUUUUACACAGGCAGCAACAUUUCCUCGCACUCAUGAUACAACCAAUUUGACUGAUGAGACAAGCAAAAACAAUAUGCUUUUGGAAAGAGGUCCAUCAAGAGAGCUGUUUAGAAUAAAUUCGAUUUUACUCAGGAAUAGAGCUGCAAACGAAGAACAUGCAGAUGAUGAAAAUUUAGCUGAAGCUUAUGUACUGGAAAUAAUGCUGCAUAAAAAAUGUGAAAAAUUGCGAAAAGAUUUACUAGCGGCUGGAUUUGAUUAUGUUUCAUCAUGGAAUUGCAAUCACACUGGCCCAUUUACUGACAGGAUUAAGGCCUUUGAUACCAUGAUUGUUCCCAAGGGUCAUAAACAUAGUUUGAUUCUUAAAGAUCUAGAAUAUGUUUCUAUGGUUUUUACACAUAUUAUUGAUCAAGCUGUUACAAAACGUAACCUUACUGGGAAUAGCAAUCGAGGGCGGCCACGUAGGCGUGGAGUGGCAAGUAAUCGAAGGCAUUGGCACCGAAGAAAUGUUUCCCGCAAUGAGCCUAUGGAAGAGCAAAAUGGAGAUGAAAAUAUUCUCACCCAGCUUGGUGAGAAAGCAGCUUUCUGUCAGCAUGUUUCAGAUAACCUAUUUUCUUACUCUUCGAUAUCACCAAAUUUAUGCGAAGAUUGUGGCUCUUUGAACUUUGAGCGUGAAAAGUUAUCGAAUGGAAAGUAUAAUAUUUGUUGCAAAAGUGGCAAAAUUCACAUUCCAGUGCCAGAAUGUCCUACUUUUCUACGAGAAUUGUUACAGGGUAGGAUUCAGUAUUCAGAAAACUUUUUAGAGAAUAUACGACAGUAUAACAGCGCCUUCUCUUUUGUGACUUUCGGUGGUAAAUACGAGCCUCCACCAGGGCAUGGCCCAUUUUUUUAUCGAAUUUCUGGAACCACAUACCAUUUGAUUAGUUCUCUGGAAGCAAGGAAUUUAGGUGGCCAGCUUUACUUUCUUGAUAUUGAAGAAGCAAAUAUUCAACGACAACAACAUCCUGCUAAUAGCUCUCUAUCUCAAGUGCUGCUAAACCAUAUUGGAAACAACCUUUUGGUACUCAAUCCGUAUGUAACAAGCUACAAAAAUAUGCACUACAUACAACUUCGAGAAAAUUUAGAUGCGCAGGCGAAUAACAGGACACCAAAACGUUUCGGUAUCGAAUUUUUCAAUGAACCAAAUGAUGAUCUUCGGCGAAUGAACUUACCCACUGUGUCGGAAAUCGCAGCGGUUUUUGAAACAGAUGACGGAUGUCCUCCUACUUUUCGAAGUUUGAAAAUAUAUCCUACUGCCACAGAUAGUCCUAAAUAUUUGAGUUAUUAUAGUCCUCAUUUAGACCCAAUGUGUUAUCCUUUGAUAUGGCCAAAAGGAGAAUUAGGUUGGAGAAUCGGAUUGCAACAUCGAAAUGGUACAGCUAGAAGAAAUACGAUUUCACAACGUCAAUAUUAUGCACAUCGAAUAAUGAAAAGGCCAGGGCAUUUCAGUGCUGUCAUUCAUUGCAGAAAACUCUUUCAACAGGUUGUAGUUGACUUUUAUUGCAGAAUAGAAGCCGGCAGAUUGUUAUACGUGAGAAAACAUCAAAAAGAGUUGAGAGCAGAUACAUACUCAGGCUUGAUGGAGGCUCUACAUAAUGCAGCUGAAGGUGAAGGUAUAAGAGCUGGUAAGGCUGUAAUAUUACCAUCAACUUUCGAUGGCAGCCCAAGAAAUAUGAUGAUGCGUUACCAAAAUGCUAUGGCAGUCGUUAGAAAAUUUGGUAAGCCUGAUUAUUUUCUGACAAUGACUUGCAAUCCAAAGUGGCCUGAUUUUGAUCAAGUUCUUGAAACUUAUGAUAAAAUUGAACACAGACCUGAUCUAAUAGUCAGAGUCUUUCAUUGUAAAGUUGUCGAACUAAGAGACAUGAUUGUUGAACAGAAGAUUUUCGGAUCUGUUACAAAUUUGGUUUAUGUGAUUGAAUUCCAAAAACGUGGUCUUCCGCAUGUUCAUAUGCUUUUGGGUGUUGAUGAUCCAUUCAAACCAAGUGACAUUGAACGAAUUGAUCGUGUCGUGUCGGCUGAAAUUCCCAAUCCAACAGAUAAUAAACUGCUAUAUGAUUUGGUAAAAAAAUUCAUGAUUCAUGGUCCAUGUGUCAAUUAUAAUUCCAAUAGUCCCUGUAUAUCGUCUGAUGGAACCUGUUCAAAAGGCUUCCCAAAGACAAUGAACGAAGAAACAUCUAUUGAAAGAAGUGGUUUUCCUGCUUAUCGAAGACGGAAUCAAGGACGGACCAUUCAAAUGUCAAAUGCAGUCCGCCAAAUUGAUAUUGAUAAUUCAUUUAUUGUCCCUUAUAACGUGCUUCUUCUCAAAUAUUUUAGAUGUCACAUAAACGUCGAAAUUUGUGCUACCAUCAAUUCAUUGAAGUAUCUUUACAAAUAUUUAUUCAAAGGCUAUGACCAAACAAAUUUACGAGUUGUUGAGACAAGUUCCAGUGAUGCUUCAGUUUUAAAUUAUGAUGAAACUGCAAACUUUCAGAAUUCAAGAUUCGUAGGUGCUACUGAAGCAGCGCACCGGAUUCUGGGUAUUCCUAUGCACUUCAAUUUACAUACAGUAGUUGAUUUACCCGUUCAUCUUCCUUCUGAAAACUUCAUAACGUUUACAGAAGCAGCAAUCGAUAUUGCUUCAAUUCAACGAUUAAAAUCCACGAAAUUGACAGCUUGGUUUAAGGUAAAUAGAGAGGAGGGUUGCCAAGAACUUUAUCAAGAUAUGCCAACGAAAUAUGUUAUCGUCAAACAAAGAGUAACAGGUGACCCUGAUGCUCCUAAAGAAUUUGUAUGGAAAAAGAGAGUUAACCACAAAGAAAAUGUAAUUGGUCGGUUGCAUGCAGUAUCACCGAAAGAUCGAGAAAGAUUUUCGUUGAGAUUGAUACUUCUAAGAGCAAGAGGGGCGAAAAGUCCAGAAGAUCUGCGAACCUACAAUAAUAUCGUAUACCCGACUUUUGUUGAUGCUGCAAAAGCGAGAGGCUUAAUAUCCAAUGAUGAUGAAUGGUAUUGUUGUUUAUCUGAACUUGAGCCUAUUGCGUUCCCAUGCCAACUCCGAGAAACAUUCGUAUAUAUUUUAAUCUUCGCGAAUCCAAGCAAUGCAUUGCAACUAUUCGAACGUUUCUUUGAAAGCUUAGCUGAAGAUUUUCUAAGGAAUCAAACUCUCGAAAACGCACGUCAAUCUACAUUGAUCGCAAUCCAAUCUAUUUUAACGACACAUCAAAAAAACGUUGCCGAUUUCGGACUUCCUGAAAUCAGUAUGAAUAUAGAUUUUGAUAUUGUUAUUACAAAUGACGAAAGAUCGAGAUCUCUUGAUAAUGCUAAUUAUUCUCUAAGAAUGGCAAAUGCUGAACAAAAAAUUAUAAUCGAAAGUAUUAUGAAAUCCGUGCAUGAUGACGGAACAGAGCAACGUCUUUUUUUCCUUGAUGGAUCUGGAGGUACUGGAAAAACAUGGAUUUACAAUUGUCUCAUCGAUUUUAUUGUAGGUAGUGGUUUAACCGUUGUACCCGUAGCUUGGACAGGUAUAGCUGCAACUCUUUUGAAAAAUGGAAGAACAGCACAUACAAAAUUUGGUCUACCUCUCAGUUUCAAUGAAACCUCAGUGUCUAGCAUUAAAUAUCAGAGCAAAGAAGCUGAGCAACUUAGAAAAGCGAAAAUCAUAAUUUGGGAUGAAGCGUCUAUGAUCCCUUCAAGAGCAUUGAUAAUUGUCGAUGAAUUACUGCGAGAUUUGACUAGAUCUAGCUUACCUUUUGGAGGUAAAGUUUUAGUUUUAGGUGGUGAUUUCAAACAAAUUCUUCCAGUUGUUAAGAACGGUAACAAAACAGCCAUGAUAAAUAAUUGUAUCAAAAAAUCUCAUCUUUGGCCACUUUUCAAAGUUUACAAAUUAACCCAUAAUAUGAGAGUUGGUCAAGGUAAUGAUUCUUUUGUCAGAUUUUUAUCGAAGAUAGGAGAUGGUACUUAUCCUUUUCUGCCUGCUACUGAUUGCGUUGCAAUACCAAACGAGUUUAUUUUGUCGAAUGAUAUUGAUAUUGUAACUGCUGUAUUUGGAGCAGAAAUCAAUACAGAUAUAGUAAAUAAUCCAUUAUGUUUUGCAGAUAAAUCAAUAUUAUGCACAAAGAAUAUUCACUGUGAUGAACUUAAUAAUCGCAUAAUUUCAAUGAUCGAUGGCGAAGAAAAAACAUACUUAAGCACAAAUUGUCUUUGUGAUGAAGAUCUAGAAAAUCGUUGGGACACGCCAACAGAAUUUUUAGAUAGUCUUGAAAUUCCAGCUCUUCCUUUACAUGAGUUGAAGCUUAAAAAAGGUGCAAUCGUUAUGCUUCUCAGAAAUUUAAAUCUCAAUGCAGGUUUGACAAAUGGUACAAGAUUAGUUAUUAAAGAAAUGUAUAGUCAUUCAGUAAAAGCACAAAUAAUAACCGGACAUCGAAUAGGAUCGGAUGUGAUUUUGCCUAAAAUAGAUUUGAUUUGCGAUGAUCCAAAUGUAUUGCCAUUCAAAUUCAAAAGGAGACAAAUCCCAAUAAAACUAGCGUUUGCUGUAACCAUUAACAAAGCACAAGGCCAAACCUUGGGAAAAGUAGGUGUUUAUCUUCCUGAGCCAGUUUUCACACACGGGCAACUCUAUGUAGCUCUAUCACGUGUUAAAAAUCCAGAAAAUUUGAAAAUCCAGCUACCUAACAAUCAUCCAAACGUUCUUUUCAGUAAUAUUACAAAGAACAUUGUGUACAAGGAGAUUUUGUAA
Molecule: messenger RNA, 5283 nt
Organism: Tetranychus urticae (two-spotted spider mite)
Lineage: Eukaryota; Metazoa; Arthropoda; Arachnida; Trombidiformes; Tetranychidae
Source: RefSeq, a predicted model, not a curated record